AUGUCUGAUGGGUACUAUAGUUCCAAGAAGACUGAUGAUAUAUGUGAGGAUGUUUGUGGCCAGCAGUCGUCUCGAGCAGCUCUGAGCAUGUCUAGACUGAAGUGUAUCUUACGGGGGUUGGAUUUCAAGACCUAUAUAUUCUUGUUGGUGCUUGUUCCAUUAGGAAUAUUUGGCAUGUAUCUGCAUGGCCAGAAGAUCAGCUAUUUCCUGAGACCAUUAUGGGAAUCUCCUCCAAAGCCCUUCCAGAUAAUUCCUCACUAUUAUCAUAACAACGUAUCAAUGGAGAAUCUUUGCAGACUUCAUGGUUGGGGGAUUCGUGAAUCCCCACGGCGAGUUUAUGAUGCGGUGUUAUUCAGUAAUGAAGUAGACAUUCUCACGAUUCGAUGGAAGGAAUUAUAUCCUUUCAUAACACAGUUUGUUCUUCUCGAAGCAAAUUCAACAUUUACUGGCAUACCCAAACCAUUGCUCUUUGCAAGCAAUCGGGCCAAAUUCAAAUUUAUAGAGAACCGAUUGACUUAUGGGACAAUUGGAGGAAGAUUUAGGAAAGGUGAAAACCCAUUUGUUGAAGAAGCAUAUCAGAGAGUAGCAUUGGACCAGCUUAUUAGAAUAGCAGGGAUUGAAGAUGAUGAUUUGCUGAUAAUGUCUGAUGUUGAUGAGAUCCCCAGUGCUCACACAAUUAAUCUCUUGAGGUGGUGUGAUGACACCCCUCCAGUUCUUCAUCUUCAGUUGAAGAACUACUUGUACUCUUUUGAGUAUUAUGCAGAUAACAAGAGCUGGCGGGCUUCUGUUCACAAGUACAAGACAGGGAAAACCAGAUAUGCUCAUUAUCGUCAGGCGGAUGUCCUCUUGUCAGAUGCAGGGUGGCAUUGCAGCUUUUGCUUCCGCCACAUCAGUGAGUUCAUAUUUAAGAUGAAAGCUUACAGCCAUUAUGAUCGGGUUAGGUUCUCUCAUUACUUGAACCCUAAACGGAUUCAGGACGUGAUUUGCAAAGGGGCUGAUCUAUUUGACAUGCUACCUGAGGAAUACACAUUCAAGGAGAUUAUUGGGAAGAUGGGUCCUAUCCCUCAUUCAUAUUCAGCAGUCCAUCUGCCAGAAUUUUUGUUGAAUAAUGCUGAGAAGUACAAAUAUCUCUUGCCUGGUAACUGCAUAAGGGACAGUGGGUGA
This is a messenger RNA of Dovyalis caffra, 1164 nucleotides long. The record is from the annotation of a GenBank genome assembly. NCBI's taxonomy places the organism in Eukaryota, Viridiplantae, Streptophyta, Magnoliopsida, Malpighiales, Salicaceae.